AUGAACCUACUCGAUUUUCCAUUGGAACUAUUCCGCGAGAUCCUAGAGCACACCAUCUCCAAAUGUGCUAGGUGUGGUUCAUCACACGGCGUUAAAGGAUCCAAUUACUUUUUCGAUUUGGGUCUAGCACGAGUAAACCGUGUUUUCGAAAUAGAGACCUUUUCAAUUUUAGAAAAAAGCCUCUUUCUCAUCAGAGCACCUAAAUCUCGCUGGAGGGCCAAGGAUAGCACAUGGGAAGACUACCAUAGCAUUGCUCUCGCAAGAUAUGUAAUCCGCAAGCCAUACGAAGCAAAUGUGUUUCCUUUGGAUCAUUUCCCCGCUCUCAUCAAUGCUGUUGUUGAUAAGGUCCUUGAGCUCGAGGGUAUUGACCAGAACAACGAACUUGUACGAAAGAGGUACAUUCUUACUUUAUGCCGCGCAACCGGCAGAUCCGCUAUUUUUGGCCAAUGCAGAACGGAUCCCUAUCCAGAAUCCCUAUUGCGGGACCACGUGCUCGUUGCUAGUAUCUAUCUUAGCAAAUCGGUGGUAGUAGAAGAGGUGCUCCACUUGCUCGAUAGCAACGACAGGACUUUGCACAUGAGAUCUGCCGAGAGCGAAUUUUGGGGUCGACCUCUGCUCGCUGCUGUUCGGACAGAGAAUGUUCCUCUUGUCUGUCGACUGUUGGACUUGGGAGUACAUCACCAUCUGGAAGAUUCUGACCAUGCCGAUUUAUAUUUCAAGGCAGCGGUCCAUACAAAACGCGCUAAAGAGAUCUUAUCGCUUUUUCGCUGGCACCAGCAUGGUCCCCUACGCCGCGAAGACGCGUUACACGACACCAUACGCUAUUCUAUCGAAGUUGGCAAUCUCGACGUGGCGAAUAUGAUGUUGGACUUCCACCAAGCGAUUCCUCACUGUUCAAUGGGAUCUGCGUUGCAAGCUGCCUUGAGGAUUGCUUGUGGACAGGGCCUUGACCAUGUGGUGACUCGACUCCUUGAUCUUGGUUUGAAUGUGAACGGGGAUGGUUACAUUUGGAAUCGGGAAGAAGACCCUGCGUAUUUGGCUUGUGCCGCUGGGCAUGCGAGCACCCUGGAUAUACUGAUAAAGAAUGGCGCCGACAGUCACUGGAGCAUGGAAGAGCAUGUACUAAUGGCAGUGGCAGUAAAAGCUGGUCACACAGGCGUCUUACGCAUACUUGUGGAUGCUGGCGAAUCCCUUCACCCACUCCAAGCAUUCAGUAUUCUUGACCAAGCUGCUCCAAGACCGCAAUCCUCGGAAUGUAUCUGGUACCUGCUUCAACGCGGCACUAUCAACCUUAAAGACCUGAUCCAAGGUGCUCGUACUAGGGGAUUUCAUUUUGCGCACAUCAUGACUUCCGCAGCGAUAUACGGGAACGCGGAAUUCAUCGAAGCUAUGUUCAGGUUCGGGAUACCAAUCGACGACAACGAAGUGCUUUUCUAUACAAACCAAGAUUGUGCGCUACCCAUUGUCGCUGCAACAGCGUAUCGACAAACAACCACGGUGGAAACCCUGAAACAGCUUGGGGCACAGGAGGUAGAUCCCACAAAAUCCAUCAUUGCGCGCCAUUUCCAGAGCGGCCUGUUUCCCAGUGACCCUCCAAGGCCUGAGGGUUUGCAACAGUGA
Messenger RNA from Cucurbitaria berberidis CBS 394.84, 1620 nucleotides. RefSeq lists its product as uncharacterized. The transcript is spliced from 2 exons. NCBI's taxonomy places the organism in Eukaryota, Fungi, Ascomycota, Dothideomycetes, Pleosporales, Cucurbitariaceae. Gene Ontology annotation, molecular function: protein binding. The record is from RefSeq and is a predicted model, not a curated record. Bases 1 to 1620 code for a protein of 539 amino acids.